Cucurbitaria berberidis CBS 394.84 is the source of this 693-nucleotide messenger RNA. RefSeq lists its product as uncharacterized. The coding region runs from base 1 to 693 and encodes 230 amino acids. NCBI's taxonomy places the organism in Eukaryota, Fungi, Ascomycota, Dothideomycetes, Pleosporales, Cucurbitariaceae. The record is from RefSeq and is a predicted model, not a curated record. The transcript is spliced from 4 exons.
AUGCAAAGCAAGAUGUAUCCGUACACUGCUUCAUAUCAAGAGUUUAAUCCUGGGAACCCUCCCCAACCACUGUCGUCAAACUACACGCCGCAGCCGCCAUAUCGACCCCCACCACCAAGACCCCACUACCAGCAUCAGCCUCAUUCGGCGCAGCCAUAUUUAGCUCCUCCUUGCCCAACUCAGCUACCUCAAUCCGGGUUCGCGACGCUGUAUCCGAACGCUCAAUGGACGCCGUUAUUGCAGCCGCUGCACCCUCCACCUAGCUUUGAAAACGGAUGCACCUUCUUAUCCUCCUACACCAUAUCUACCAGUCCAGCUACCUCACCCAGCCCCAUCCCACAGACAGCUCACGUAACAGACAGCCCACCGUCACAAGUCAAGCCAGACCCAGAACCAGAAGUCGAGAUCAGUAUUCCCGCUAAUCUAGAAUCUGGUACCGAAGACGAAACGUUCAACACACCAGACUCUAGUCCCAGAGGUAGCGUCGACUUCAAACAGUCAAUUUCAGCGUUGAAAAUCAUCGUUCCGACCCUUGAGACAGUUACAGACGGCAGUUUGCAUGAGAUAGAAGACCUAGUUGAUCUUCAUCGACGAGCCUGGUCCGAAGCCAAAUCACGCGCUCAAGAAUUUGCCAACAAACAGGCUUCAAUUGCUGGAGUUGAACCAAGAAGAGCCUCCCCGACCAUCCAGUGA